AUGGCGCCUCGUCGAUCGGCUGCUCGGCGUCCUGCCUUCCCCAUUGCUGCGUCCCUGCUCGUCUCGUCUGCUAUAAUUGCUCCUAUCUCGGGCCACGCACUUCCUCAUCAGACAGUCGCGCCGACUGCGACAGCAGACACCCUGACAUGGCCAAUUCAGUCCACCCUGGCACCGGUCAUCCCACCUCUGCUCGCAGGUCGCGAUUUCAACACCGUAUGUGGUUAUAUAGGAGGCAACCCCAACCUGCCCGCGACCUGCAUCGAGGGUACACAUUGCGUCGUCGACGUCGAACACAACGCUAUCGGCUGCUGUCCAGAUGAAGGCGACUGUACUACGGGCAUCUUCACCGGCUGCGUCGACGACAAGAACCCCGGCCGUAGCGUCGUUGAUCCUCAUAUUUACACUUGCGGCGUUGGAGAUGUGUGCUACAAAAACACCUUUCAAGGCGGCUUCUUCCAGUAUGGUUGCGGCUCAGCUUCUGAAAUGGCUACCACAGUGGCUUUUACCGCGGCUGGCAAGCCUGCCAUCGCUUACACAACCGUCUCGGUUUCUCUGCGUCCUACUGUGACUCUGACCACGGAAACUAGCAGUGAUGGCAGAGCCCCUAGUAGCACCUUGGGUCGUGAUAGUAAGCCCACUGGCAAGAACUCGACCGAGGUCGACGGAGGAGUCAACCACACCAGCGUCAUUGUCGGUGGCACUGUUGGUGGCGCCAUUGCUCUUUUUCUGCUGUUCGUCCUGGCAGCCUUUCUCUGGCGCCGCAAAAAGAAUUCCAAGGCAGCUGAAGCCGAAGAGGAACCCAAGUUUAUCAGUCGUCCGUUGGCUAGUCCAGAUAAUGACUACGAAGACAUCGACGACAUGACUGACACACGCCCCGCGCCUAAGCCUCCUGGACCUACAAGCCAGUCUGAAGAAGAAAUAGAAUCGUGGCCUAUUCCUCCCGGAACAAAGGGGGGUGUCAUCGGCGGCGCUAAUGGCGUCAUGGAGACUGAUAAAACACCACUCACGCAGCAUAACGCUCUUGCGCCCAUUAAUAAUAUUGACAACUUUUCCCCUGUCGACACUGGCAGCGUGCCUCGCCGAGGUGGUGAGCGCCCAUUCUGGCAGCAAACUGGCGGUGGUCGCACUCGAAACCUGACUCGAUCCUGA
This is a messenger RNA of Cordyceps fumosorosea ARSEF 2679, 1149 nucleotides long. RefSeq lists its product as hypothetical. Bases 1 to 1149 code for a protein of 382 amino acids. The transcript is spliced from 2 exons. NCBI's taxonomy places the organism in Eukaryota, Fungi, Ascomycota, Sordariomycetes, Hypocreales, Cordycipitaceae. The record is from RefSeq and is a predicted model, not a curated record.